This is a messenger RNA of Salvia splendens (bonfire salvia), 2254 nucleotides long. RefSeq names its product protein NTM1-like 9. Gene Ontology annotation, molecular function: DNA binding. The coding region runs from base 211 to 2031 and encodes 606 amino acids. NCBI's taxonomy places the organism in Eukaryota, Viridiplantae, Streptophyta, Magnoliopsida, Lamiales, Lamiaceae. Gene Ontology annotation, biological process: regulation of DNA-templated transcription. The record is from RefSeq and is a predicted model, not a curated record. The transcript is spliced from 6 exons.
CCACUAUCUCUCUCUCUCUAACUGCACCUAUUUCUUCGUCUUCUCUCUCUAAAAAUAUCUUCGGAUCAUCACUCCAACCCCACUGAAUUUUCCCUGAAUCUCACCCUCUCUAGCUAAGACAGCUUCUUCUCUUAAUAAAUUCACUUUACCUUUACCACAAUUGUCUAUUUUUACCCCUUUUUUGCGAAAAGCGAAAGUGUUUACUGCUCAAUGGCUGUGCUUCCUGUGAAAGGGUUACCGGUGGGGUAUAGAUUCCGGCCGACGGACGAGGAGCUAAUCGAUCACUAUCUGAGGCUUAAAAUCAAUCGGCGGGAUAAGGAAGUCAGUGUUAUUCGUGAAAUUGAUGUUUGCAAAUGGGAGCCAUGGGAUUUACCUGAUUUGUCUGUGGUGGAGUCUACUGACAAUGAGUGGUUCUUCUUCUGCCCGAAGGAUCGGAAAUAUCAAAAUGGUCAGAGAUUGAACCGGGCUACCGAGAAAGGCUACUGGAAGGCAACUGGUAAGGAUAGGUAUAUAACUACCCGAAAGGGGGCAAAGAUCGGGAUGAAAAAGACUUUGGUUUUCUACCUGGGCCGUGCACCGGAUGGAAAGAGGACCAACUGGGUGAUUCACGAGUAUCGUGCUACUGAUAAGUCUCUGGAUGGUUCGCACCCUGGUCAGGGUGCCUAUAUAUUAUGCCGAUUGUUCAGAAAGGCUGAGCUGAAACAAGACGGUGUCACUGAAUCGACAAACGUCAAUGGAGUUGAAGAAAUAAUUGCUUCUCCACCAGAAGUUCGAUCUGCUGAAUAUGAACAAUCAACACCAGGUAGUUUCAGUUUAGGCGGCUCGUCUGAACCACAACCUUCUAGUGCUGGAAGCCAUCAGACUUCAAGUACUCCAAAAGCUGCAGCUGGCAGUGCUAUACCUAUUGAUUGGCAGAGUUAUAAUGGCAUUGCUGAUGAGAUGGAGAACAAUGUAUCCGACAUGAAAUCUAUUCCUCCUAACCCUGAGCUGGAGAAACUAUUGGAUGAGUUUUGCUACCCCGUGACGCUGACCACAGACGGGAAAAUGUUUUCCCCAUUUCAUUCCCAGAUGCAGUCGGAGCUUGGAAACCCAUUCUUCUAUAGCGACUUUAAUGGUGAUAUGAGCCAUAAUCAACAAACUAUCCCAUUCCAGUAUGGAACCGAUGCUGCCGAUGAUAUUGAAAAGUUCUUGAACUCUGUUUUAGUUGAUUCCGAGGAGCAGAGUCCACUUAACAUCUACAACGGUGACAGUAUGGUAAAACCAAGUUACUCAUGCAGUGAAUCGGAGGGGGAGGUGUCUCAGAAACCGGUUGAUCUGUUUAUGCUUCCAGUUGAGUCUUUUGAGGACAAUAUGAAGCAAGAGUCACCGUUCCAGAGUGAAGUUUCUUCUGAAAUGCUAGCUCAAGAUAGCCACAAUUCUUAUGUUAGCAGUGGUUAUGACCAAGGGAACUUGGGAUAUGCAACUAACCUCCAUGGAUUGCCAAAUGAUUCCACUACCGUCUCUUCUGGCAAUCACGUCCAACACAUGUCAAAUGUUGAAAACAGUGCUCUCCAUAGCCCUGCAGUGGAAGGCGCAAAUUCUGGAACUGGCAUUGUGAUAAGGAAACGUUCAGUUCCUAAUCAAAGCACCGUGCAGCACACUGCAGCACAUGGAACUGCUCCAAGAAGAAUUCGUCUGCAGAUGAAGUUACAAGUUGGAUCAGUUCAGUGUGGCCUUCCUAACGAGCCAACUAACUCUAAAAUAAAGGAAGAAGUCGACAAAGCGCAGGAUGAUGAGAAGGCUGUUACUCUCACACCUGAUGAAUCGAGGGAUUCAACUUCUGUUGAUGCAAAUACAGAUGGAAACUCAAACGAUACAAGCACAAACCCAAAUGCCAAAGCUGAAACACCAAAUAGCAAGUCCGAAGACACAGUUUCACAGUGCUCCAGCUAUACACUUUCAGCUUCGCCAUCGAGAUACAUGCCUAAGGUACUCAUGGCCAUGAGUCUCAUAGUCAUGCUUCUUGCUGUGUUGGCGUAUUCUACCAUCUAAAUGAAACUAACUACAACGUAAUCAGCCCGUUUUUGUAUAGGACUCGAGUGCUUAUAUAGUAUUUAUAGUUGAAUAGGUUAACACCAGCGCCUGAUAUUUCGUCGUUUUAAAGCUGAAUGUUAUGCCUGGAUGCUAUGGUUGUGUACAUUGCUUAACUUCAUGGAAGAGCAUUUCUGUACAUUGUUUGUAACAUAUAUCAAGAAUCUGGGAUUUUUUAGUCGUA